GCUUCACGCGGGGGGUCACCAUGCCGGACAAGAAGUUCUUCGAGAACCUGUCGGGGGAAGGGAAAGCCAUCGGGGUGCUGACCAGCGGCGGCGACGCGCAAGGUAUGAAUGCAGCAGUCCGUGCCGUAGUGCGUAUGGGAAUCUAUGUUGAAGCCAAAGUGUAUUUUAUCUAUGAGGGGUACCAAGGCAUGGUCGAUGGAGGUGACAACAUUGCCGAAGUUUCGUGGGAAAGUGUUUCAAGCAUCCUCCAAGUGGGUGGAACUGUGAUUGGAAGUGCGCGCUGCAAAGCUUUUCGGACCCGGGAAGGCCGUUUGAAGGCAGCCUGCAACCUGGUGAAGCGUGGGAUUACUAACCUCUGUGUGAUUGGUGGGGACGGCAGCUUAACAGGUGCUAAUCUCUUCCGUGAAGAAUGGAGCGGACUGUUAGACGAGCUGGCCCAAAAUGGUGAGAUUGAUGACGAUGCUGUUAAGAAGUACUCUUACCUCAACAUUGUGGGAAUGGUCGGCUCCAUCGAUAAUGACUUCUGUGGCACAGAUAUGACCAUUGGCACUGAUUCAGCCUUGCACAGAAUCAUUGAAGUUGUGGAUGCCAUCAUGACCACUGCUCAAAGCCAUCAGAGGACUUUUGUCCUAGAAGUGAUGGGAAGACACUGUGGGUAUCUAGCUCUUGUUAGUGCCUUAGCCUGUGGUGCAGAUUGGGUUUUUAUUCCUGAAUACCCACCUGAGCAAGGAUGGGAGGAUCAGAUGUGCACGAAGCUUUCUGAGAACCGUGCACAAAAGAAAAGGUUGAAUAUUAUAAUUGUAGCAGAAGGUGCCAUUGACUGCCAUAACAAACCUGUUACUUCAGAACAAAUUAAGGAUCUUGUAGUGCAACGGCUGGGAUAUGAUACUCGCGUAACUAUCCUUGGCCAUGUUCAAAGAGGAGGCACUCCCUCUGCUUUUGAUAGGAUUUUGGCAAGCCGCAUGGGUGUGGAGGCUGUCCUUGCCCUUCUCGAGGCUACACCUAAAACUCCUGCCUGUGUUGUGUCCCUGUCCGGAAACCAAGCUGUCCGCCUGCCUUUAAUGGAGUGUGUGCAGAUGACCCAAGAAGUGCAGAAAGCCAUGGAUGGAAGAAAAUUUCUAGAGGCUGUGCAGCUCCGUGGAAGGAGUUUUGAGAAUAACUUGAAUACUUACAAGCUAUUGUCAAACAAGAAAUCAGCUGCAGAACUUCCUAAGACGAACUUCAAUGUAGCAGUUUUAAACGUCGGCGCUCCGGCAGCAGGGAUGAAUGCUGCUGUUCGCGCAGCUGUGAGAAUCGGUAUAACUGAAGGACAUACCAUGUUUGCUGUCACAGAUGGAUUCGAAGGCUUUGCCAAAGGGCAGAUCAAAGAAAUCAGCUGGGGCGAUGUUGGGGGUUGGACCGGCCAAGGAGGAUCACUUUUGGGCACCAAACGCACACUCCCUGGAAAGUAUCUGAAGAAGAUUGCAGAACAGAUGCGUGCUAAUAGCAUAAAUGCCCUCCUAAUUAUUGGUGGAUUUGAGGCCUACCUGGGACUUUUGGAACUCUGUGUUGCCCGGGAGACAUAUGAAGAGUUCUGUAUUCCUAUGGUUAUGGUUCCUGCAACUGUGUCCAACAAUGUACCAGGUUCUGAUUUCAGCAUUGGUGCAGACACUGCUUUGAACACUAUCACUGAUGCCUAUGAGAGCUGCCUGCAGUUAGCUGAAGCGAGAACCCACUUUGCCGAGUUUUGCAUCCCUAUCUGUGUGCUGCCUGCUACUAUUAGCAACAACGUGCCAGGCAGCGACUUCAGCAUUGGCACUGACACCUCCCUGAAUAUCAUUGUGGAGACCUGCGACCGGAUCAAGUUGUCAGCCAGUGGGACAAAGCGCCGUGUGUUCAUCAUCGAGACCAUGGGUGGCUACUGCGGGUACCUGGCGAGCAUGGGGGGCCUGGCUGCAGGGGCCGAUGUAGCGUACAUCUUUGAAGAGAAGUUUGAUAUCCGGGAGCUCCAGGCCAACGUGGAACAUCUGACCCAGAAGAUGAAAACUAGUAUUCAGCGUGGCUUGGUGCUGAGGAAUGAAAACAGUAGCGAGAAUUACACCACUGAUUUCAUUUACCAGCUGUAUUCGGAGGAAGGGAAAGGAGUCUUUGACACUCGAAAGAAUGUCCUGGGUCACAUGCAGCAGGGUGGUGCUCCUUCUCCCUUCGAUCGAAACUUUGGGACAAAAAUCGCAGCAAAGGCUGUCCUGUGGCUUUCGAAGAAGCUGACAGAAUCCUAUCAAAGAGGAAAAAUCUUUACCAACAGUGAUGACACCGUCUGCCUCCUGGGCAUGCGACGGAGAAAUCUUGUUUUCCAGCCUGUGGGCCAGCUUAAGGAUGAAACAGACUUUGAGCACCGAAUUCCCAGGGAACAGUGGUGGCUGAAGCUCCGUCCCUUGAUGAAAAUCUUUGCCAAAUACAAGGCCAGCUACGAUGUUUCCGAUUCAGGCCAGCUGGAGCACGUGCGCAGGCCGAAGCCUACAGAAGCCUGAGCGGAUGACAGAGGAGUUGUAAUGCUGAAGUCGCAAUCGCUCUCCGUUGUGUGUCCAGCAAUGCUUUAGAGUACUCGUUACAGCUUCUUUUUGUAACAUCUAAGUUAUUGUACCAGCACUUUAUGUGGGGAGGGAAAAGCAAAAAGCGUCGCAGAAGUUUUCUACCAGGCAUUGUCUUAGGCUCCUAUACACACACAAAGACCUAGCACCUAACUUAAGAUAACCCAAUACCAAUGUGAUCCUUAGCAAACCUGUGCAAAACCGGUCUAUGCACUCAGUUAGAUGUUAUUCAUCUCUUGCACUUUUACCAGAAACAGUGUUUACACUCAAUGGACAUAUUAGAGAGGCUUAGUUUUGUGUCAAAUUAAAUUUUAAAAAAAUGUAUGUAUAUCCCCAAGUGGAAUAAAAUACUCUAUUACGAA
Heteronotia binoei (common prickly gecko) is the source of this 2932-nucleotide messenger RNA. It is a transcript of the gene PFKP, whose product is annotated as phosphofructokinase, platelet. Lineage: Eukaryota; Metazoa; Chordata; Lepidosauria; Squamata; Gekkonidae. Gene Ontology annotation, cellular component: membrane; cytoplasm; 6-phosphofructokinase complex. Gene Ontology annotation, molecular function: identical protein binding; monosaccharide binding; ATP binding. The transcript is spliced from 23 exons. Gene Ontology annotation, biological process: canonical glycolysis; fructose 6-phosphate metabolic process; fructose 1,6-bisphosphate metabolic process. The coding region runs from base 21 to 2510 and encodes 829 amino acids. The record is from RefSeq and is a predicted model, not a curated record.